AAAAUUAUCAAAAAUUUCUUAUAAAGGGACUACGCUUAACUGAAGAACCCAGAAAAGUUUUCAGAAUAAGUUAAUAUCUCUACAAGGAAGCACAAAUGUCUGAAGAAACUCCAGUUAUUCCUCUUCUCACUCCUUACAAAAUGGGUCCUUUCAACCUUUGUCAUAGAGUGGUUUUGGCUCCGUUGACUAGACAGAAGUCUUUCAACAAUGUUCCUCAAUCUCAUGCCAUCUUAUAUUACUGUCAAAGAACCAGUAAAGGGGGUUUUCUUAUAAGUGAAGCAACUUGUAUUUCUGAUACCGCUCGAGGUUAUCCAAAUACGCCUGGUAUUUGGACAAAACAGCAAAUUGAAGCAUGGAAACCAAUUGUAGAUGCUGUUCAUGCCAAGGGUGGGAUCUUCUUUUGUCAACUUUGGCACGUGGGAAGGGUUUCAAACAAAGAUUUUCAGCCAAACGGUCAAGCUCCAAUCUCCAGUACUGACAAGUUAUUGAUGCCUCAAGUUCGAGCUAAUGGCAUUGAUGUUGCACAUUUCACACCUCCAAGGAGAUUAAGGGCAGAUGAAAUUCCUCAAAUUGUGAACGAUUUCAGGCUUGCUGCAAAGAAUGCUAUUGAGGCUGGAUUUGAUGGAGUUGAGAUUCAUGGGGCACAUGGUUACCUAAUUGAACAGUUUAUGAAGGAUCAAGUAAAUGAUCGGACAGACGAAUAUGGUGGAUCUCUAGAGAACCGUUGCCGAUUUGCUCUAGAGAUUGUUGAAGCUGUUGCUAAUGAGAUAGGAGCUGAGAAAGUCGGGAUAAGGCUGUCACCUUUUGCUGACUAUGCAGAAUCAGCUGACUCGAAUCCAGAAGCUUUAGGCCUCUACAUGGUGGAGUCCUUGAACAAGUAUGGUAUUCUCUACUGCCAUGUGGUUGAACCCAGAAUGAUGACAGCUGGAGAAAAACUUGGAAGUCCUCACAGUUUACUGCCCAUGAGAAAGGCGUUCAAUGGCGCUUUUCUUGUUGCUGGGGGAUAUGAUCGGGAUGAUGGAAUCAAUGCUAUUGUUGAGGGUCAUGCAGAUCUUGUAGCUUAUGGUCGAUUGUUCUUGUCUAAUCCUGAUUUGCCAAAGAGAUUUGAGCUCAAUGCCCCUCUCAAUGCAUACAACAGAGCCAAAUUCUACACUGAUGAUCCUGUUAUUGGUUACACUGAUUAUCCAUUUCUUGAAACCACUUCUUAGGCAAAUCAGGCUUCCCAUGUUUUAUGCUUGUGUCAACAUCAUUAUCAGUUGGUAGAUGUAUAAGAUGACCAGAAUAAGUAGGCUUGAGGAUUUUUUUUCAUGACAGUUGAAAGUUGAAACUUGAGACCUUGAUGAUUAAGGCCUUCUAGUGAGAAUAAUUUGGAGCUCGCUCAACUAGUUUGAGCUAUUACCAUUUUCCCAGAAUGUUUUCUUCAUUGUAUUUCAUCUUGUACGUACUUCUUUGGUAAUGGUAACAUGUCCGUAUGUUUAUUAUA
Mangifera indica (mango) is the source of this 1483-nucleotide messenger RNA. RefSeq names its product putative 12-oxophytodienoate reductase 11. Bases 96 to 1208 code for a protein of 370 amino acids. Lineage: Eukaryota; Viridiplantae; Streptophyta; Magnoliopsida; Sapindales; Anacardiaceae. Gene Ontology annotation, molecular function: FMN binding; oxidoreductase activity. The transcript is spliced from 5 exons. The record is from RefSeq and is a predicted model, not a curated record.